GUUAAAAGAGAGAUCAGAACAAUGAAACUUCUGCAUCAUCCCAAUAUAGUUAGAAUCCAUGAGGUUGUUGGCACAAAAACGAAGAUAUACAUCGUGAUGGAAUAUCUAUCAGGAGGACAACUAUUAGACAAGUUGUCAUAUGGAAAGAAGUUGAAUGAACAUGAAGCAAGAAAACUAUUCCAGCAACUUAUUGAUGCCCUGGACUACUGCCAUAACAAAGGGGUCUACCAUCGAGAUCUCAAGCCAGAAAACUUGCUUCUUGACAGCAAGGGAAAUCUCAAAGUGUCUGAUUUUGGAUUAAGUGCAUUACAAAAGCAUCAGCGUAAUGAUGUCUUAACAACGCGGUGUGGAUCCCCAUGUUAUGUAGCACCUGAGGUAAGGUUAAUCAGGGGGUUUCCUCUUUCCUUGAAACAUCAUAAGAAAAGGACUGGCAUGUGUACAUUGAUUCUACAACACCUUCCUGUGCAGCUUUUAUUGAGCAAGGGGUAUGAUGGAGCAGCUGCUGAUGUUUGGUCAUGUGGGCGGAUAACUAUACCAGAAAUUAUUGAAGAUCCGUGGUUUAAAGAAGAUUACAAGCCUGUUUGUCCUUCCGAAUUUGAUCAGAACAUUAACUUGGAGGAUGUUGAUGUUGCUUUCAGUUCCAUUAAGGAUGAAAAAAAGCAGCGAACAAGGCUGGGAUCCAAACACAAUAUCAGUGAAACGAUAGAAAAAAUAGAAGCUGCUGCAACAGAUGUAAGAAUGUCAGUAGAGAAAAUUAGCAACUUUAAGGUGAUUGAAGUUGCUCCAACUCAUUGUGUUGUAGAAAUAUCAAAAUCUACCGGAGAUCUAAGAAUGUAUAACAAAAAACGGCCUGAUAAUGAAACCAUAUACAGGGUGUCAAAGCAACUAUGCUGGGGUUGCAUUGGAGAGUCACUGGAGUUCUUGUUCAGGCACAACUUGGUGAGAGCAACCAAGUGGGAACUUCCACUCAUGUGGGAUUUCCAGCUCGAGCAAUACGCGAGGUGGUGGGCUAGUCAAAGGAAAGCAGAUUGUAAACUGGAACAUUCAUUCCCAGAAAAUGAUUUCAAGCUUGGAGAGAAUAUUUUUUGGGGUAGUGGCUCAGCGUGGACGCCAUCUGAUGCAGUAAGAGUGUGGGCUGAUGAAGAGAAAUACUACACCUAUGCCACUAAUUCCUGCGUACCGGGUCAGAUGUGUGGCCAUUACACUCAAAUUGUGUGGAAGAGCACCAGAAGAAUUGGAUGUGCACGGGUUGUAUGCGAUGAUGGAGACGUGUUCAUGACUUGUAACUACGAUCCC
This is a messenger RNA of Sphenostylis stenocarpa, 1296 nucleotides long. The record is from the annotation of a GenBank genome assembly. Lineage: Eukaryota; Viridiplantae; Streptophyta; Magnoliopsida; Fabales; Fabaceae.